AAUAAAAAAAGACCCCACCUUUGCAAUAAAAGAUAGAUAACACGCACACACAACUCCACAUACAUUGUAGCAUCCACCCACCUUUCGUGUCUCUUUCUCUGGCUCUACCUCUCUUUCCUUUUUUUGCCCUAUCUGAUAGGGUUUCAGAUGACCUCUUGACGUUCUGUUUCUGAUGAAUUCAGUGUUUCAAGCUCUAUACCUUGCGUUGAUUGUGUUUUUGUUGGUUGAUCUGGUUGUUUUUGCUCUUGAUAGAGGGUUUUUUGGGCUUGAACGCUUGAGAUUUUAUUUCCCUGGGGUUUUCCAACUGUACCCAUGUCUGAAAUCUUCGAUUACAGUGGAGAUGAUGUUUUUUGUCCUGGGAGGUCAAUAUUUCAAAAUCCAAAGGAAUCUAGUCUUUUUUUGUCUAUUGGGCAUCAUGUGGAUGUGUAUUUUCCUCCACGCAAGAGGUCUCGCAUCAGUGCCCCUUUUGUCUUCAGUGGAGAAAGGUUUGAGCAGAAGAAGCAACCCUCUAUUGAAGUUCUUCCCGAUGAAUGCCUCUUUGAGGUCUUCAGACGCCUCCCUGGGGGCCAAUCUAGGAGUUCUUGUGCUUUUGUGUCCAAACGCUGGCUUAUGCUCCUAAGUAGCAUUCGCAGGGAUGAAAUCUGUGCCAGCAUAACUGCUCAGUCUGUGGAGCCUGAGGAAAGGUUGAUUUCCAAUAAGGCAGUUGAAUCCUCGGUGUGUAUCAAGAAGGGUGGGGAUGUGGGUUUUGAUGGUACUCGAGUUAACCCCGAGGCUGAAGAUGAAGAGGUGGAGAGUGAUGGAUACCUUUCCAGAUGCCUUGAAGGGAAGAAAGCAACAGAUGUCAGACUUGCUGCGAUUGCCGUUGGAACUGGUAGCCGUGGAGGAAUGGGAAAGCUUUCUAUCCGAGGAAGCAAUUCUAGUCAUGGAGUUACAAACCUUGGCUUUAGGGCCAUUGCUCGUGGUUGCCCUUCGCUCAGGAUUCUUUCUCUGUGGAACGUUUCUUCAAUUGGGAAUGAAGGCCUAUUUGAGAUUGCUAAUGGGUGUCACCUGUUGGAGAAGCUUGACCUUCGCCAUUGCCCAGCAAUUUCUGACAAGGCUUUACUGGCCAUUGCAAACAACUGUCCUAAUAUUACCUCGCUAACAUUAGAGUCUUGUCCAAAUAUUGGAAAUGAAAGCCUGCAAGCUUUUGGACGUUGCUGCCUCAACUUAAGCUCCUUUUCAAUCAAAAACUGCCCACUAGUUGGGGAUCAAGGAAUUGCAAGUCUGUUAUCAUCAGCAAGUCAUACCCUGACGAAGGUGAAGCUCCAGGCUUUGAACAUCAGUGAUGUGUCCCUUGCUGUUAUCGGACACUAUGGCAAGGCAGUUACAGAUCUGGCUUUUACUGGCCUCCAAAAGGUGAGUGAGAGGGGCUUCUGGGUCAUGGGUAAUGCUCAGGGUUUGCAGAAGUUGAGGUCCUUUGCAAUUACCUCUUGCCAAGGAGUCACUGAUUUGGGGCUUCAAGCUGUGGGUAAAGGUUGCCCAAAUUUGAAGCAAUUAUGCCUUCACAAAUGUGGACUCAUGUCAGACAAUGGAUUGGUUUCCUUUGCCAAAUCUGCAGGGUCACUGGAGAGCCUGCAAUUAGAGCAGUGCCACAGGGUUACCCAGUCUGGGAUUUUCAGCAUCCUUGUAAACUGUGGUGACAAAUUGAAGACUCUAGCUCUGACAAACUGCUUGGGGAUUAAGGAUGUGAUCUUGGGAUUUCCUUUGAUGUCUUUCUGCAAGUCCCUGCGAUCUUUGUCUAUCCGCAACUGUCCUGGAUUUGGUAAUGCUAGCUUGGCCAUGUUGGGUAGACUGUGCCCUCAACUGCAGCGUGUGGACCUUAUUGGGCUUCAGGGAAUAACAGAUGAGGGAUUUUUCCCACUCAUUCAGAACUGUAAGUCUGGUCUGACAAAGGUUAAUCUUUGUGGUUGUGGUAACUUGACAGACAAAGUGGUUUCAGCCAUUGCCAAGCUGCAUGGUGCGACUCUUGAAUAUCUGAAUCUUGAUGGUUGCCGUUCUGUGACUGAUGCAAGCUUGGUGGCAAUUGCAAAAAAUUGCUUGUUCCUGAGUGAACUUGAUGUUUCUAAAAGUUCAAUCACCGAUUCUGGCAUUGAAGCGUUGGCUUGUGCAGCGCAGCUUAAUUUGCAGAUCCUUUCCCUGUCAGGUUGUUCUUUGGUAACGGACAAGAGCUUUCCUUAUAUGGAAAUGUUGGGUCGGAAACUUGUGGGGCUAAACAUCCAACAGUGCCAUGAAAUCAGUAGUUGCAUGGUUGAUUUGCUUGUUGAGCGAUUAUGGAGGGGCAAUAUCCUCUACUAAGCAGGGAAGGAUAUGAAGAACCCUGUAAAUUGGGUUGGCAGAUCUGAAUGACAGGGUUGGACAUAUCAGAAAGUUUCAGCAUUCCAAGUUAGCUCCUGUGGGAAGCAGUCGUAUAUUUAGUUUUUGGGUCCAUGAGCUGUGGGUCCGUCCUUGUAGUCCUGUUAAUGGGAUCCUUUUUCCAGGGAAGAUGGCCAAUUCCACUUUUUUUUGCGGCUUUCCUCCAUAGGAAGCUGUUGGAUGAGUUUUGGCCCUCAGUGAUGGGGAGUCUAUUCGUCGUGGUCAUACUUACCUGAGAAUGCAGAUGCUCGGUUCUGGAUCUUUGUGAUGUUUUCCAGUGGUUAUACCUUCUGUGAUGCUUGGUGUUAGCCUGGUGUUUUAGCUUUCAGCCUUGCAUUGGUUAUAAUCGUGCUUAGGCUAAGCUUUGUUUACAGCUUUCGAGUCUUUACAGUCUGACUAUCUGUUUUACCUGAGUCUUCCACGUUGUUGAGCAUGUGUUUUGCACGUGAUGUUUGGGUCUCUGCUUUCCUCUUAGGUUUGGUUUGAUUUCUCUACUUGUGGUUGCUUUUGGCGGUUUCAAGUUUGGUGCCUUGUGUUCGGGGGCUUUGGCCGUGGCAGAAGGCUCUUUUGGUCUGCUCUGCCAUGACAACCCUUUUCCUCUCUCUCGGAGGGGUUGUUUUUUUCACCAAGCCCUUCUUUUACAGGCUUCCUUUGUUCUUGAACUGUAUUAUGCAACCUCCUUGUGUUAUUUAAUGUUUGACUGGUAAAUGUGUUCUGUUUUGUAAUUUUCAUGAAUAAAAUUUCCAAGUAGUUCUUGAUCCGAG
Molecule: messenger RNA, 3155 nt
Organism: Ilex paraguariensis (yerba mate)
Lineage: Eukaryota; Viridiplantae; Streptophyta; Magnoliopsida; Aquifoliales; Aquifoliaceae
Source: the annotation of a GenBank genome assembly